Messenger RNA from Tetrapisispora phaffii CBS 4417, 2397 nucleotides. Its product is annotated as alpha,alpha-trehalase NTH2. Gene Ontology annotation, molecular function: calcium ion binding; alpha,alpha-trehalase activity. The record is from RefSeq and is a predicted model, not a curated record. The coding region runs from base 1 to 2397 and encodes 798 amino acids. The transcript has a single exon. Gene Ontology annotation, cellular component: cytoplasm. Gene Ontology annotation, biological process: trehalose catabolic process. NCBI's taxonomy places the organism in Eukaryota, Fungi, Ascomycota, Saccharomycetes, Saccharomycetales, Saccharomycetaceae.
AUGACUAAAUCUGAAAAUAAAAUCACUAUUAUAUCUCCCUUAGAAACUGUUGAUAACAACACAAAUAAAUAUAUGAUUGGGAAUAGACCUAAACCAAGAAGGUUAUCAUCCUUGAAGGACUUUAAAGAUCCCUUUAUGAAUCCUGAUAAAUAUUAUGGACCUAAAACUAAUCCAGAAGAUGACGAUUUAGAGUUACACUCUGAUGAUGAAUUAGCUAGACAAAGCACUAUUAAGAGUAAAAAAUAUACCAAACUAGAUCAUAUCGAUGACAUCAAAAAAUCGUUAAAGAAUAAAAAAACAAGGACGAGGACUAUGAGUGCCAUUGGUGGUAUCUCUUUUUAUAAGAAAAAUGAAGAGUUUAAUCAACAUCCCAUUAGAAGAAGAGGAUCUGAAGAUGAUGUUCUUUUAAGUGGUAAAGGUAAUCGUCGUUUUUUCAUUGAAGAUGUUAAUUCAACUUUGAAAGAAUUAUUACUUACUGAAGAUACUGAUUCAAAUUAUCAAAUAACAAUUGAAGAUAAAGGUCCUAAGGUUUUAAGAAUCGGUACUGCCAAUUCAGAUGGUUAUAAAUAUAUAAAUGUUAGGGGUACCUACAUGUUAUCAAAUCUUUUACAAGAAUUAACAAUUGCAAAAAGUUUUGGUAGACAUCAAAUAUUUUUAGAUGAAGCUCGAAUCAAUGAGAAUCCAGUAAGUAGAUUAACUAGAUUAAUUUCUACUCAAUUUUGGGAUUCAUUAACUAGAAAAGUUGAUUUAAACAACAUUGCUACUUUAGCAAAAGAUACAAAAAUUGAUGCCCCUGGAGCCAAAAAUCCAAGAAUUUAUGUUCCAUACAAUUGCCCAGAACAAUUUGAGUUCUAUGUACAAGCGUCACAAAUGAAUCCUUCUUGGAAACUAGAAGUAGAAUAUUUACCGAAGGACAUCACUCCAGAGUAUGUUCAAUCAAUCAAUGGUACUCCAGGUUUACUGGCAUUGGCAAUGGAAGAACAUAUUGAUCCAUCCACUGGUGAGAAGGCAUUAAUCGGAAUUCCUUAUGCAGUGCCUGGAGGUAGGUUUAAUGAAUUAUAUGGAUGGGAUUCAUAUAUGAUGACUUUAGGUCUCUUGGAAAGUGGAAAAGUAGACGUUGCCAAAGGAAUGGUUGAACACUUUAUUUUUGAAAUUGAGCAUUAUGGAAAAAUCUUAAACGCUAAUAGAAGUUACUACCUCUGUAGAUCACAGCCACCCUUUUUAACGGAUAUGGCUUUAGUCGUUUUUAAUAAAAUUGGCGGUGAUCAGAACCCUGAUGCCAUAGACUUUUUAAGGAGAGCAAUGAAAGCAGCUAUAAAGGAGUAUAAAACUGUAUGGAUGGCCGAACCUAGACUAGAUCCUGAAACUGGAUUAUCAUGUUAUCAUCCUGAUGGUAAAGGUAUUCCUCCAGAAACAGAAAGUGAACACUUUGAUACAAUUCUAGCCCCAUACGCUAUGAAAUAUAAAGUUUCUAUAGAGGAACUCAAAACAUUGUAUAAUGAGGAAAAAGUAAACGAACCUGCAUUAGAUGAUUUUUUCUUACACGACAGAGCAGUAAGAGAGUCUGGGCAUGAUACCACUUAUAGAUUUGAAGGUGUCUGUGCAUACUUAGCGACAGCAGACUUAAAUUCAUUAUUAUACAAAUACGAAAAUGACAUUGCAGAUUUUAUUUCUACAUACUGUGAUGACAAAUUCUAUGAUGACAGAGAUGAUACUAUAACGGAUUCAAAACAUUGGAGAAACUUAGCAGAAUUAAGAAAAAGUAGAAUAACUAAAUAUAUGUGGGACGAAGAAAAAGGUUUCUUUUUCGAUUAUAAUGUAAAAUUUAAAGAAAGAACUAGUUAUGAAUCUGCAACAUCUUUUUGGACUCUAUGGGCUGGGUUAGCGACUCAAGAACAAGCACAAAUAUUGGUAAAAAAGGCAUUACCGAAAUUAGAAGUCUUAGGUGGGUUAGUCGCAUGCUCAGAAGAAUCAAGAGGGCCGAUUUCUGUUAACAGACCACCAAGACAAUGGGAUUACCCAUUCGGUUGGGCUCCUCAUCAAAUAUUAGCUUGGAAAGGGUUAGAGAAUUAUGGUUUUACAUGUAUCGCAAACAGAUUAGUGUAUAGAUGGUGUUACAUAAUGACAAAGGCCUUUGUUGAUUUCAAUGGUAUUGUUGUAGAAAAAUACGAUCUAACAAGAGCGACUGAUCCUCAUAAAGUGGAUGCAGAAUAUGGUAAUCAAGGUGCUGAUGUUAAAGGUGUUGCCCGUGAAGGGUUUGGAUGGGUUAAUGCUAGUUAUAUAUUAGGCUUAAAGUACAUGAACAACCAUGCAAGAAGAGCCUUAGGAUCAUGUAUCCCGCCAAUUCCAUUUCUUAAUAGUUUAAGAACUGAGGAAAAAUCCCUAUAUGGAUUAUAG